UCAGCUGCUUGGCUCCUGAUCCGAUUCCAAGAUGGCUGCCGCUGGGAUCUGAGCUGCAGGUUGUGGACAGAGAGCGUGUGAUGGCAGCAGACCCCCCCAAAGUGUGACCCGGAUAUGAGGCUGUAGUGGGGCCCCGGGGCCCAGUGCCCAUCUGACAUAAUGUGGAAUUGGUACUCUGGGGAUGGAUCGCAGCCCCCUGCAGCAGGCUCUGACAAUCCCAGUGCUGGCACCAUGUCGGUGGCAGAUCUAUCGGAGCAGCUGGCACAGACUCAGCAGCUGGUGGUACAGCUGAAAGAUCUGAUCCGAGAGAAAGACAAUGACCUGCGCAAGAAGGAUCAGCAGCUCAAGGAGGAAAAGGAAUCAUCAGAAGCCAAGGUCUCAAAAGCCAAGCUCCAGAGCAAAGCCAAGAUUGCAUCAUUAACUUCUCAACUAGAAGAACUGAAGAAGCAGGUGGCUUCACCCGGGACACCGGGAAAGAAAUCUGAGAACAAAAGCAAAAAGGGUCCUGGAGAAGAACAAGAGACUGCCUCUGCCUCUGCAAAUCGAGGGAAAAUUCUAGUGUUGCGGAAACGAGUGGAAGAAUUGGAAUCUCAAUUGGCAACAAAAAAUGAGGCACUGCAAAAAAAGGAGGCAGAGCUGGAAGCACAGCGUCUGCGUGGGUCUGAAAUGGAUGCCAUGCUUGUGACUAAGGAUAAAAAAUUGGCUGAAAAGGAAGCCUACAUUGUUGACCUGCAGAUAUCAGCGGCUUCUUCAAAUCUCUCUCAAGAUGCAGUCGUAAAUGUGAAGAGCCCAGCAUCCUCACAAGAUUCCAACCAGGACCUGCAGAUCCUCAUCCAUAACUUGAACAGGAAGGUGGGAGAAAGUGAAGAGAAGUACAGCCUCCUUCGUGAGCAGGCAGAAAGCUUGAAGGCUCUUCUUACCAAAGAGAAGAGCCAAUUUCAGGAGAAGGAGGCAAUGUACACGGAAAAUAUUCGGGUAUAUCAGAAUAUGAUUCUGGAAAAGGAGAAAGAGAUGAAGGAGUUAUCGCAGAAACACGAUCAAGAGAUUUUUAAACUUGCUGCUAAAUCUGAUGCCACUGCUGACCUUCACCAGCUGCUCAAGGCACUGAAACAGAAGCUGCAUGAGGAAGAAGAGGUGUUAUCAGGGAAGAAUCAGGUGAUUGAUGUUUUACAAAAGGAGCUGGAUAAUAAGGAUCAACAGAUCGCUGAAAUGAAUGAAAGAUGCAGACGUCUGCUGUCAGAAAAGGAGAACCUCCAGUCUAAACUGGACGCAGAAAAGCACAUAAUGAGAGCUCAGCUCAAGGACAUGAUGGAGAGACAUGAGACAGAAACGCGUACGCUGAAUGACCGCCACAGCAAGACACUGCAAGAUAUCCAGGAAAAGCACGAAGUGGAAAUAAAGGAAAAAUUCCAGACUAUCCAACAACUUCAGGAACAAAUGCAAGGCCUGGUGAGCCCGGCAGAAGUCGGACCUGGAUCCAAUGAGACGGCAGAUAAGGAAAUGACCAAGUUACAAGAGAAAGUAAAGUUGAAGACAGAAGAGGCAAGUAAAUCGGAGGCUAAGUUCCUUAAAAUGAAGGCAUGGUCAAAGUCCAGAAUCAGGCAGCUGGAAGAAGAACUAAAAAUUACUGAAGCAAAGAACCAGGAGUUGUCCCAGAUGAGCGCUCAUGUUGCAGAGCUAGAAGAAGAGAAGAGAGAUUUGGAGAUUAAGCUUCAAUCUGUUUCUGACUUGCAGGCGUUCAAUGAGCAACUCCUGGCAAAACUUGUACUUUAUGAAGAACAGCAAAGAAAAAUGCAGGCCGACCUUGAGCAAGUUGCAAAGAGAGCAGAUUCUCAGACCAGCGAGUCAGGCAGCGUCGAUGAGAUGCAGCACCAGCUCAUGGAAUGGCAUGAGAUGAGCUCAGAGAGUGACAUAACACCGGAGCAGGAGCGGGAAGAGACGUCUGCCAUGGCUCUUAGGAUGGCACAGAUAGAAGAGGAGCGAGAAGGACUGAUUGAGGAUGACUGGUUCUUUCCUGGCUGCUCCGAUCCAGCCAUGGACUCAGGGCAGGUGGAACUGGAGGAGGAGCUGAGCGCAGCGGGGAAAAUGAGACCACCGCGGAGGAAAGGAAGCAGAGAAGUCGCCAAACUGCAGGAUGAAUACGAUUAUAGCCGUAAGAGUUUUCAAGAGCAGAGCCUUACCAUGGAGAGCGGUGAUACCAUAGAGGGCGAGAACAUGGGAGGUUGGUGGCCUGAAUUCGGUUCUCCUAACUCAGGGUUGCGUGCCGUUGUGGAAGAGCUAGAGCUGGAAAGAAACCAGCUUCAGGAGCAGAUCAUGACGCUGGAGGAGCGAUGCCAGGAGCUAGAGGACAGGCUACAGCUGCAGCUUCGUAUUGAAUCUUUACAGGGUGAAAAUGAACGACUGCAGUUACAAGUCUCCCAGAUGCGACAUCAGCAGACCCAAGAGUCUGAAAAACACCAUGACCUCAUAUCCACCUUGAAUGACCAACUUAAUGGUUUGACCAAUAGGAAUGCGUUUCUUGAGAAUGUGCUUGUGGAAAAAGAGCAAACUAUCCUGGAAGCAACAUCGCGGCUGGAUCAGUUAGGAGCAGUGAGGAAAGCUAUGCAAGAGAAAGAGACCGCCAACAAAGAACUCCUAGAGAGGCUGGACCAGUCUGAGAAUCAGCUUGAAGAAGUCAAAAAGAAGCAGAGGACAUUAGAAGCUGAAAAUGCAACAUUAAAACAAUCCAACAGUGAGCUCACAGAGAAGGUGUCUGCAUUCAAAGAGAAGGUACUAAUUCAAGAUUCAUCCUUGGAAAAACUACAAGUGGACCUCGAUCAAACGAACGAGGAUCUUGAUCGUCUCAAUUCAAGUCAUCUGGAGGAGCGAUCGCAACUUAUUCAUGACCUGCAGAGGUGUGAGAGGGAGAUGGAUGUUCUUAAGGAUCUGUUACAGGAAAAGGACAAAGAAAUGUCCUCUUUGUCGGUCACUUUGACAGAAUAUACCGAGCAGAUUACGGUCUUAAAGGAAACAAUGGACUUUAAAGAUGGGCAGAUGAGAGAGAUGUCUGCUACUCUGAUUAAAAUGGAGAGAGAGCAUCACCUCAUAAAAGAAGCCCAAACAUUGGAUGUCAGUGAGACGAGCACUAAGAUCUCCUCGCUGACCGAGCAGCUCAGUGAAAUGGAUGAGGAAUUAAAUAAAGCUAAAAGCCUCAACGAGAGCAAAACCAAAGAAGCUGAAGAGCUAAUUAGGCAAAUCAAUGAAAACGGAAUAACAAUUAAGAAUCUUCGUCAAGAGAUACAGACACAGUCGGUUACAUUCAAUAACCACAUAACUGAGUCUUCUGCACAGAUUGCAUCGCUUAAAGAGCAAAUGAAUGCAUCGGCUGUAAGACUCAAUGAAACGGAAACAAAAUAUAAAAAGGACGUUGAAAGCUUAAAGUUGCAGCUAGAGAAUGAUCACUCAGAGAAAGCUAAGCUCGCAAGCUUGCUUGAAGAAAAGACCAAUAAGGAGCAGAGUUUUGAAAAUGAGUUAAAAGCUGAAAAAGAACAAUACAACCACUUGGUUUCUGAUAUGUCAAAGAAAGAUGAUGAACUACAACAAUUAUUGAAACAUCUCUCAGAGCAGAGAGACCUUUGUGAUAAACUAAGCCAAGAAUUGUCUGAUAGUCAAGAUGAUGUGUCUUCUCUAAAGAAGAAGAUAGAAGCUCUUGCACAAGAACAGGAGAUCUUGGUUAAAUCUCUUCAAGAAAAAACACAAGAGUUUCAGCAGAAGAUUGAUGAGAAGUCUGAAAUCAUUAAAACCCUGCAUUUAGAAAAGGAAGCGCUGCAAGAAAAAUAUAUCGUCCUAGAAACUUCCAUUUUAGAUAAGGAAUCCUGCAUUCAAAUUCAUGUGAACUCUGUUGAGGAGUUGGGUAAAAAGAUUCAGAGCUUAGAUGAUCAAAAUAAACAUUUGUGCAACGAGAAGGAAAAACUAGUGACAGAGGUCAUCCAGAAAGACUCAGAAAUCUUUAACUUGAAUCAGACAUUAAAUAAUGUCCAAACUAAAUUGGCAGAAACAGAGCAUCAAAUAUCUCAAGAGCAGAAAAAUAUUUCCAGUCUUGCAGCUGCUAAGGAAGAACUGCUUGCAAGAAUUGAACACAUUUCUGCUCAGAAUUCCAAAAAUGACAGCAAUUUUGCAACACAGUUACAAGAGAGAGAAAAGGAAUGCCUUAGGUUAAAGAGUCAGUUACAUGAAGAGCUGGAGGUGUCUCAUAAGUUACAGAGUCAGAUACAGUCUCUUGAAAAUGAUCUAGCAGAAGCUCAGAAGAACCUUCAUGAAAAGGACGAUAAACUCAAGGUCACAGUGGAUAAUUAUAACAUUACAUGUGAAAAUGUGAAAAAACAAGAAGAAUCAAAUGCACUGGUGCAAAAGAAAGUGGAAGAAUUAACCAAAGCUGUGCAAAAUGAAAAGGCAGCAUUGCAAGAGAAGGAUGUAUUGGUUGCUGCAAAGCAUUCACAGCUGGAGGACUUGACUUCAAAAUUAGAGAAGCUACAGAAUGAAGAGCAGACUCUUAAAGAGACUAAUCUAAAACUCACAGAGGACAUAGAAAAAUUAAAUGGAGCAAUGGCCAAGCUCCGCGAGGAGUUCAGCCAUAUAACUAAAGAAAAUACAACACUGCAAGAAAAAUUAAACACGAGUAACAAGGAUGUUGAGAAGUUAACACUAGAAAGAGAUUCCAACGUUCUGUUUGUCUCAAAUCUAGAAAGUCAGUGUCAGUCCCUCCAGUCACAAGUGGUUCACCAUCAAUCAGUAGUAGACUCCCUAACACAAGAAGUAAGCUUGUUAAUCUCAGAAAGGGAAAAAAUAAAUUCUAAUAUGGUGUUGCUAAAUGCUAACAUAUGCAGUAAAACGGAAGAGGUCAAUGUUCUGAGUUCACAUUUAUCACAACAGGGCCAUAAUAUUGCAUCUUUGAAGGAUCAGAUUGACACAAUCCAACUUGAGAAAGAGUCUUUGCUUUGCAGUGUUAAAGAGAAGGAAGCACUUCUUUCACAGAAAGAAGAAUUAUUCCAGCAGGUUGAGAAGAAACUGGAAGGAGAAGGUUACUAUUUACAGACUAUCUCUGCUUUACAAAAUAAGCUACAGAGUUCACUCUCAGAGUGCGCUCAACAGCAGCAGAAAAUUAAAGACCAAGAGCAGGAGAUGCAGAGAUUGAUGCAGCAGAUGCAACUGUUGAAAGAUAAAAGUGAGGAAGCAGGGUUGUUAAAAACACAGCUGUCCGAACAUAUGGAGAUCAUUUCCAACCUUCAUUCUGAGAUGAAAAAUCUAAGAGACAACUUGGAUGAAUUAAAUAAUGCUUUAAUCAAAAAGGAUGAAUGUUUGAAGGAGAAGGUAGAUGCUUAUGUCAAUCUGAAAACUCAGCUUUCUGAGAUUCAGGACUCUAUAGAGGAGCAAAAGACCAAAAUUGAAGUGUUAACUCAGGAAAACACACAUUAUAAGGCGUCUGUGUCGGAAAAGGAUUUGUCAAUAAGAAAUUCUUUAAUAGAAUGUGAUGCAUUAAAACAGAAGCUAACUGAUAAAGGGGGAGAAUGCAAUAUGUUGAUUCAGCAGAUUACAGAUUUAGAGGAAGCCAAUAGAAAACAGAACAAUGCGUUAAAUGAGUUGAAGGUUUCCAUAAAAGAACAGGAAACCUCCCUUUUGGGAAAGCAAGAAUUGUUAAAUACUCAAUUAGUGGAGCAGACAAAAUUAGUGUCACAUCUCCAGAACUCAGUCAGCGAGCUUAAUAACACAAUUAAAGAUCUUCAGCAGUCCAUUGUUGACAAGGAAAAUACAGUGCAGAAUUUGCAGGAAAAAUACACUUCCCUCCAUGAUUGCAAACAAGAGCUUGCAGAAUUGCUUAUCAAAAAGGAAAAGGAAAUUUCUAAACUUCUAAGCACUGCAGACGAAAAGGAUGCUAGGUGUCAAGUUUUGGAAAGCAACGUCCAAGCCUUUACCAGUGAGGUCAGUCUUCUAAGAGAAGAGCUAGACAAAGGUAAUUCUAGUGUCAGAAGUAUUUCGGACACACUCAGAAUGAAAGAUGAAGUCAUAUCUCAGCUUCAGAAAGCAGCGGAAGUCUUGAAAGCUGAACUAGAAAAGCUGAACAGAGAAUAUCAAGAGACCCAAAUUCAGCUGCAUGCAUUAACAAAAGAAAAAGAGGAAAGCAUCUCAUUAAGCCACAACCUACAGGAAAAUUUUAAUUUACAGAGUCAGCUUAUUGAAAACUUUAAGCAUGAUGUGGAAAGUUUAAAUUCAGAGUUACUUCAAGCUCGAAAUAUGACUGUGUUUGAAAAAGAACAGUUGCAACAACAACUAGAGACUGCAAAGCAAGAAAAACUGCAUCUGGAAUCAAUCUUGCAGAUGUCUCUGUCAGAAAAAGACACCUCAUUGUCCACAUUGGAAAAGCAACUAUUUGAAAAAGCAGAAACUAUAAAUCAACUUAAAGAAAAGCUUGAGCACCAGCUGAAGGAAUCAGAAGAACGCAUUGGCUCAGACGCACGAGACCUGCAUCAGUUGAAGUCCGACAAAGCAGAUCUUCAGAAGCAGGUUAGUGGACAAGCUGAAGAAAUCCAUGCUUUGAAAGUCUGUCUAGAAACCCUAGAAUGCAAUCUUAGUGAACUGAAGCAACAAUCAGAAAUUGAGUAUCAAAGAGUAAAUGAGCAAAAUGCAGUACUUAGGGAACAGAACAGCAGCUUAGACGAUGUACUGAAAGUAAAGGCGAAUGAAGUACAAAUUAUGCUAAAAGACUUGCGUUUUGUAGAGGACCAGUUAUGUGUGUUAAGUGAUGAGAAAUUUUCAGAAUACAAUUCAUGUGACCAACAGUUGAACUACAGUGGCAAGGUAGAAAAACUUUCAUCAAUGUUGUCUAAGGCUUUGGACUACAAGUCAAAAGUGGCAGAAUUAAUGAAGUUGCUUGAGGAAAGAGACCAGGAUCUUGAUCAUAAAUCUCAAGCAAUUGUUACAUAUGAGAAAGAAAGUCACAUUUUGCAAGCUGAGUUGCAAAGAAUUAAAGAAGAAAAACUUGGCAGUGAUUAUGCUGUGGGUGAACUGGCAGCUGCUAAAGAAUCCUUAGCCCAACAGCAAAAUAUUGUAAAAGAAAAGGAGGAGGUUUUGGCACAGAUGGGCAGGCAUAUUGUAAGUUUGGAGGAAGAAAUAAGGUUGACUAAGGAAGAGCUGCAAAGAAGUCAACUGACGGUGAGUGAAGAGAAAGCUAAAGCUAUGGAACUUGUAGAAGAGGUCAGAAUGAAAAACUCAGUUGCUCAGAAUAUGAACCUGCAGCUCAGCCAACAGAAAGAGUUAAUUUCCACACUAGGUGACCAAGUUAAAGAAAAAGAUUCUUCCUUGAUGCAGGUCAUGGAGUCGAUGUCAAAUCAAAUGGUCAAAUUUUCAUCUGAGAAAAGCAUGUUGAAUUUAGAACUUCAGAAUUUGCAGUCUGAGAAAAAUUCUUGCCUCUUGCAAAUAUCUGAAUUGUCAGAGAAGCUUCAAGCUCACGAACUGAAGUUACAUCAAUCUGAACAGAUACUAGCUGAUAAAGAACUAUUCUUAAGCAAUUUAUCCAAUGAGAAGGACCUCCAAUUGGAGAAAUUUACUAAAGAAAGGGAAAACUUGAAAAGAAAGCUGCAGGCGGCUUUAGUCAUUCGGAAAGAUUUAAUGCAAAAACUUGAGAAGCUGGAGCAAAGCAAGCAAGAUGAUUUAAAUGUUGAACAGUUAAAAAUGUUGGAACUUGAGAAAACUGUUGAAGAGUUAAAUGGCAGACUAAAGACCAUUAUAAUGGAGAAGGAGGAUCUACAGUCUCACAUUGAACUUUCUAAGCAACAGAUUAUAGAGAAAGAUGCACAAACGAGUGAUCUCUACAGGGCACUCUCAGAAAAAGAAAAUCUUGUGGUAGGACUCCAAGAUGAGAUCACUGAAUUACAGCAGGGUUUCUCUGAGAAAGAUGGCAUGAUUCAGGAAUAUAUAAAAACCUUUCAGGAGAAAGAACAUAGCUUUUCUCAGACUAAAAAUGCAUUAAAAGAAAAGCUUAAGACUUUAGAGGAAGAAAAUUCUCAUCUAGUAGAAAAUCUAGAAAACCUUAAAUCCUGCCUUGAAAAGGCUCAUGGUAAAUCAGAACCUACUACCGUCUCUCACCAGGUGCCACCAAAUCCAUCACCUGCUGCUGGAGUUUCAGUCAAUCCAGAAUCAAGUUCUAUUGAAGGAUCGUUUGCACAUACAGAAAACACAAUUGUUCAUAAUAAUGUCCAUGCUUCACUUUUAUGUACCCAAGGAAAUGUGGAGAGUAAAGAAAAACAUGCUGCUCUGUUAGAAAGUCUUAGUAGGAGUGUAAAAGAGUUUGAGCUGUUACAGAAAACAUAUGCAGAGUUGCAGCUUGCUUACAAGGCAAAAUGUAUGGAGUACAAGGAACAAAGAGAACAAGCAUGUUCUCUGCAAAGCCAGGUUGAAGCCCAAGGAGCACUGGUUUUACAUAAAGAACUGGAGUUGGCUGACAAAGACAAGCAAGUAGAUCAACUAAGGCACAAAAUUGAAGAGGUUUCUCAUAAAUUAGAGAACAGUAAGGAAUAUGAGCAUUUACAUUUUAAACUAAAAGCAAGUCUCCAUGAGAAGGAUGAAGAGUUGCUGAAGAUAAGCUCUGAACAUGUGCAGUUUUUAAGUGAGAUCCAGUUACUGAAAAAUGAAAUACAAAGACUAUCCCAUGAUUUGGAAAAAAGGCAGGAGGAAACCUGCUCCUUGAAGGCUGCACUGGACUCUCAGUCGAUAAAUGUAGAAACGUUUGAAGCUAUGAAAAAUGAAAUUUGUGUGUUACAGAAAGAGAUGGAGGCAUCUAGAAAAAUGAAGGAGAGCGCUGAGCUGAACUUUCAGAAGAUAAGCAAAGAAAAGGAUAUGUGUUUUGAAGAUAGCCAGGUGCAUAAAAUGGAAAUAACCAAACUUAAGAAUGAACUUGAAGUAGGGGUCUUUUCAUUGUUAGAAAAAGAUAAAGAAAUUACUGUUUUAAAAGAUUCCCUACAAAUUAAUGUACGAACAUCUGGAGAAGAGAUAAAAAGAUUGUGCAAGCAAUUAGAGGAGCAUAAGGAGGAAGAAAAUAAAUUGCGCACCGAUUAUGAUCAAAUGAAGGAAGAGCUGGAAGAAUGCAUUUCUAAGUUAAAAAAUGUGGAAAUUUCAGUUUUUAGAACAAAACUAAUAGAUUCUAGAAAAGAGGAAGAAAUAAGUAUACAGUCAAACAGUACUCUGCUCUCAAGUAGUCCUGAUCUUAAUCAAGUGGUUCCUGAAACAAAACCUGCUUCGGAUAACCUACAAGGAACAAGAGAUUGUGUUCAGCUCACAUGCGAAGAUUGUCUAAGAAAGCAAAAAAUUAUUGAGGAAUUUGAGAAUCAGGUUAUGAAAACAAAUAAAGCCAUGGAAGAUCUUGCUCAGGAGCACAAGAGGAACAUUUCAGAAGAGUCCAGCUCCAAAGAGCACAUCCAGCGAAAGCUUCAGGCAGCAUUGGUGUCCCGCAAAGACUUACUGAAAGAAAACAAGGCACUGAAACAGACUGUUGAAUCUCUUAAUCUUGAAACAGAUGCACUUAAGCAUUCCCUUGAAGAAAUUAAAGAAAUACAUGAGUUGGAAACUACCUUACUCACUGAUAAAAACAAGGACCUCCUCUCAGAGAACGAAAGAUUUUUAGUGGAUAAUGAGAGUCUUUCUGCUGCUUGUGAAAGCCUUAAAUCUACAAUGGAGACAAUUGUCCAGGAAAAAGAAGCAUUUUCCUUUCAACUAAAUUCUCUUAAGGACUCGCAGACAGUUGAGUUGACAGAAUGGAAAGCCAAGCAUGGUGAAUUAAAUAAAGAGUACGAGUCUCUGCUGCAGGCAUAUGAAAAUGUAAGCGAUGAAAUUGAUAAAAUGAGGCAAGUCAUAGACCUAAUAAAGAAAGAAAAGCAUGACAUUUUUAUUAGGAUUCAUGACCUUCAGAAUGAAAAUCAAGUUUUGUCAACACAGAUUGACGAGAAUGAGGAAGACUUGGUCAAACUUAGAGCUAUGUUGGAAUGCAAAGAUGCAGAAAUAAAUCAACUAAAUCAAGAAGCAGAUAGUAUACCAGUUAUAGUAGAGAAGGCAUCUCGGUUUGAUGAAAUAGAUGAGAAGAAUCGGCAACUUCUAGAAGAAAAUAGACAUUUACAAGAAUCUUGUGAAAACCUGAAGUUAUGCCUUGAAAAUAAGGAAAAAGAAAACAAUAGCUUAUUUAUUAUUAAAACUGCCUUGGAUAAAUUGCAAGUGGACAUGAAAAUGUACAAGUCUGAUAUGGAGAUUAAAAUUUCAGAAAUGAGUUCUGAAAAUGAAUUGCUGUUAAAGAAGAUCACAGAGCUAAGCAAUAAGCUGGAGGAAACCGAGCAAAGCCUUGUGAAGGUUGAAACUGAAAGGGACAACCUUUUAGAAAAAGUAAGGUCUUCUGAGGAUUUGUUUAAUCAAGAGAAGGAAGCCCUCCGGAAAUUAGAAAGUGACAUAAGUAACAUGCAGCUCGAAAAAAUGAACCUGGAGGAGAAAGUAAAAAUUUUGGAGGAUGACAAGGCACUUUUGUUGGAUGAGAUUGAAAAUAUACAGGAGCAGUUCUGUACAAUGAAGAAUGAAAGAGAAAGUAUGGAGACAGAAUUACUUAAAGCUGUUAAAAACAACAGUUUGCUCUCUGAUAAAUUUAAGUCUCUCCAGGCACAAACCAAUGUACUCAGCCAGCAGGUAGAAUAUCUUAGGCGUGAGAAAAACAAUAUUAUUCGUGAGAGAGAAGAACAACAGUUACAUGUUCUUCGAGACUUGGAAGAGAAAGUAAAAUCUGCUCAGGAGGAUGAUAGAGGAACAAAAAGCAAAUCAAAAGAAUUGCAAGAACUUCUCAGGGAGAAGCAGCAAGAGAUUAAUCAACUUCAGCAAGAUUCAAUAAGAUUUCAGGAGUUAAUAUUAGAUCUUGAAGGCACUAUUAAGGAUUCUAACAGCCAAAAUGAAAUUCUUAAGAAAGAACUUGACCGUACAUCAGCUCAGUUAACUCAAGUGAGAAAUGAGGUUUUGUUCCUGAACAGAGAACUCACAGAUGAGGAAUGUUCACUGGAAAAUGCCAAUAAUCAGAUAACCAGGCGUGCAGAAUUUAGGGGGAUCAAUGGUGAAUGGACAGUUGAUGAUCCAGCUCAAAAUGUGGACAGAAACAACAUGUCAGCAGUAACUGCAGGCUCUGGCGGGAUCACACAGUCUCUGAAUAAUUUGGUUCAAGGAAGCCCUUCAAACGGAAGUAUAGAAGUAUACAGUAAUGGUGUAAAAAGAGGGGUGAAGGAGCCUAAACCAGUUUCUCAGUCUAGAGCUGAAGCCCUGCCAAAAUUAAAAUUAGAGCAGGUUUCUCACCAGCAGGUGUCAGAAAGCCCAGGAGAUGAUUUGAAGGCUUUGCAAAUUGUUCUGUCAAAUAAAGAAGAGGAAUUUCAACAACUGAAAUUAGAAUGUGAGAAAAUUAGGGCAGAUGUCCAAAAACAGGUCAUCCUGUCUGAGCAUAUGAAACAAAUUAUCAAUAAUAAAGACAAAGAGAUAUCGUUGUUAAUUUCUGCAAAAGGUGGUGAAAUAUAUACUUACUUAGAAGAAAUACAAAGCCAAUCUAGGAAGCAAGAAGGAGAUUAUGAGCAGCGUUUAUCCAAUGUCCAAGCACAGAAGGAAAAGUCAGACAUGGAAUGUCAGAAGCUAGAAAAAGAACUACAGAAUCUUCAAGUGACUUAUGAAAAAGCUGUUUGUGAUAAAGUCUUGCUGUCAAAUGAAAUUGAAGCUUUUAGAAAAUCAAUGUCUUCUCUGCAAACUGAUAGAGACCAACUGUUUUCGGAACUACAGAAUAUACAUCAGCGCAACGAGUCGGUACUGAGUCAAAAAGACAAUAUCAUCCUCUCCACCUCUGCUGAAAACAGUGCUCUGAAAGCACAACUUAGAAAUGUUUUAAAUCGGGUCGAUGACCUCAAUGCUGAGAAUGCCAUGCUGGGUGCGCAACUUAUUCGAUACAGAGAAGACCUUAACCAAGUAUUGUCUCUAAAAGACCACCAGCUAAAAGAGUUAUUGAGACAGAAACUGGAACACAUCAAGAAUUUAGAGCAAGAAAAAUGUGAUCUUGAAAAGCAAAACAGAGAGUUGCACAAUGUGUCUGUAGCACAACAAAGCUCUGCUGAGUCCUUAGAGCUGGAAAACCAGAAACUGAUCACUAAAGUCAAAGACCAGGAAGAUCUCAUUGCUACAAUCAACAAAGAGAAAAUUAUUUUUGAAACCAGUAAGAAAAAGGAUUUACAAAACUCUGCUGAUGGCCAAAUAAAGGACUUUGAGGACAAAUUUAACCACAAUAUUGUGGCCUCUGGGCAAAACACUUUUCUCAUGGGUAGUGAAAGCAGUAAGACCGCAGAAAAGACUGAAAAGACAUAUUUAGACAUUUUACUUGAAAAUAAAGAGCUUAAAUCUCAUAAUGAGUCUUUUGGUAAAGCAAUGGCUGCCUUACAGAACAAUCGAGAUUCCUUGAUAGAUGACUUUAAAGAGCUGCAGUGGCGCUAUGCGUCUGAACUAAAAUCCGAAAAGAUCCACGGUGAGGAUCUGGAAAAACUGCUUAGUGAUUUUAAGUUCCAACUUUACAGUCUGCUAAAAAGGAACGCCUUAGUUGAUGAAGCUGUGCUUGCUGCUGAAAAUCCGAUAACAAUCGAUAUGCUGGUUGCCGAAAUAGAUUCCGUUUGUAACCUUUUAGCAAGCAGGGGAUCAGAAAUCGCUAGGCUAUCUUUGGAGUGUGCGGCCUACAAGCAACAGGUUGAUGCUUUCUCCAAGGCCAUGGCAAGUCUACAACAUGAUCGAGAGAGAUUAUUACAUCAACUCAAGGAACCCACCAUAGUCCGAGAGUCCAUGCAAGGCAUCGCUUCCGUUAAUCAGCCUCCCGAAGUCAUGGAAUCGGAUUACCUUGCCACAAACAGAUCACAGCCUGAUAAACUAACUCAGGUGGCAGAGACGAUGAAGAGCUCAGCGGCCGAGUCCCUGAAACUGAGGAAAAAAGUGCAGGAGCUGGAGAGACUAUUGCAGGAAUCUAGAUCUUUACAGGAGAAAUUGGAAAAAGAAAUCACAGGCUAUCAGUCUGAGCUGCCUGAACUGAGAGCUGAGAAAAAAUUUCUGGUAGCUGAAGCACAAGCCCUUCGUCUUCAGUUUAACACCGCUCUUGCUGAUAAAGACAGGCAGGUUGCGGAGUUGCACAAACACCAGGAAAUUGCAGUAAUUGGCAGUGUGUUACAUGGAGGAAAGGGUGUGGAGAAAGUCGCAUUGGUGGGAAACUCUGCAGCUCCAGAAAAAAUGAGCUCUCAUCCUGAUAACAAAGAACCAGCGAAGCAAGAUAUGCAAAGAUAUGUCCAGGAAAUACAGCAAAGAGAUCUGAUUAUCCAUCAAAUAAAUGCCAAGGCCAUGGAAUCGAUGGAGAUGAACAAUGUGUUAUCAGCUCAGCUGAAGAGUGUGUCACAGGGAUUAAAAGAUACACAGAUGAGAUACACUGACCUGCAGAAUCAGUAUUACAAACUGCAGAGCUCACAAGUUACCAGCCGUAAUGAUGGUAUGACUGAGGUGCCGCCUGGAGCUCCCCGGGAGAGGACCAAUGUCAUUGUGGAGAUAGACAAUGCUGAGCUGGCUGACCUGAGAAGAAGGCUUGCAGAGACUGAAGUCAGUUACGACGCUGCACAACAAGAGCUCUUGCAGUUAUCGGAGAGGCUGGCUGAGGAAAGGGUACGCAGAGAGUCCACUGAAGACACCCUCCACCGCACAGAACAGAAAAUUAGAAGGCUGGAGACAAAGUCAUCUUCCAGAGAAUACGAGUUCUCUCUCCAGAUGGAGUCAGACGACGAACGGGAAGCCUUAAUUAUUGAUCCCACUCAGAAUGUUGUGGUGCGGAAAAUCAAAGGUGGAAGUCUUUCUAUACGGAGAUGGCUGCGUGGUCGAAGCAUCUAUUGCUCGAAACUUUUGACUUCCAGAUCGAAAUCUCGCUAUGUAUUCCUCACCUACCUGGUGGGAUUACACAUACUCAUCCUUAUGUGCCUAGCUGGAGUUCUAUAGCAAGGGACAUCCCAUACAAGCACCAGACUCCAUCUUCCCAUGCUCUCAUAACUUCCUUAUGUUAAUGGGACUUGUAUGUAAAAGACUGUAUUAAUGAUUGGUUCACGUCUCCGGCUAAACUGUGCAGCACACUGUGUGUUUACAAUGGGCGUCCGGAACAGAAGAGAAGCACAGAAAGACACUGAGAAAUAACACUACUGAUCUGGUUGUAGUGAGUGGAGGAGCACAGGAGGAGGACAAUGGUGGAUAACGGAUUCAUUCAUUACUUCUGUCAUGUUAGGUCUACUAAAAGAGUCAGUCCACCCAAAAACUCUUUGUUAUAAGAUGUGGGCAAGCUAAAGCAGAAUGCCAACACAUACAUAAACACCUUUAAAUAAAGUAUUAGAUUAUUUAUUAUA
Rana temporaria (common frog) is the source of this 14447-nucleotide messenger RNA. Its product is annotated as golgin subfamily B member 1-like. Gene Ontology annotation, cellular component: Golgi apparatus. Lineage: Eukaryota; Metazoa; Chordata; Amphibia; Anura; Ranidae. The transcript has 29 exons. Bases 160 to 14049 code for a protein of 4629 amino acids. The record is from RefSeq and is a predicted model, not a curated record.